AUGCUGCCGAAACCAACGCAAGAAACUGCAUGGAAAUCAAUUUACAUUGGUGGAUUAUGCUCUUUCAUUCAAACAACUCAAUUUACGAUCUUCUUUCCUUCGAUGUGGCCUUAUAUACUGACGCUGCAACCCGACUUGAAACAAAGUAGUUUUGGAAUUGUCGUUGCUGCCUACAGCUUCACCCAAUGCAUUUUCUCCCCGUUAUUCGGUUACUGGAGCAACAAAAUAGGCCAAGUCAGAUUUCCAAUGAUCGUCGGAUUCAUCAUCAUGGCUUUUGGAAAUAUUGUCUACUUGAGUAUGCAAUACUGGUCGGCUUAUCAUCUUUACGUCAUGAUGUUCUCAAGAUUGGUUGCUGGAGCUGGAUCUGGAAACGUGAGUCUUCUCAGAGCGUAUGCAUCCACUGCAUCUCUAUCAAAAGAUAGAUCAAAAGCAAUUGCUUGUGUAUCUGGAGGAAUCGCCAUUGGUAGCAUGAUUGGUCCGGGACUUCAGUUAUUGUUCACACCGCUCGGAACUGAUGGAAUACCUGUUCUCGGAUUGAAAAUUGAUAUCUAUUCAGCGCCAGCGCUUCUUUGUUUAGUUAUCAAUACAAUCGGUCUACUGAUUGUAAAGUUUGCUUUUGUUGAGAAGCAUAUUCAAUUAGUAGAUCAAAAUGCGGAAAAUGGAGAAGAAGGAGAAGGGAAAAAGAACAAGCUGAUGAAUCCAUGUAUGGUUGCAAUCUCCGUUUGCAUAUUUACUCGUUUCACUCAACAAUUUAUUAACACUACCAUUGAAAGCAUUGAUGCCUCUUAUUCAAUGAUGAUGUUUUCUUUCGAAAAAGAAGAAGCUGUCGCCAUGAACGCAACAAUGCACACAAUUUCUGGAGCAAUUGCAGCCGCACUGUACCUUUGUUUCAUUUUUACUGGAGUCCGUAAGUAG
Molecule: messenger RNA, 915 nt
Organism: Caenorhabditis remanei
Lineage: Eukaryota; Metazoa; Nematoda; Chromadorea; Rhabditida; Rhabditidae
Exons: 6
Coding region: 1-915 (304 amino acids)
Biological process (GO): transmembrane transport
Cellular component (GO): lysosomal membrane
Molecular function (GO): transmembrane transporter activity
Source: RefSeq, a predicted model, not a curated record